AUGGUGCAAUCCAGGCUUGCCGCCAUUACGCUGUCUCACUUUUGGUUUCUAUAUAAAUUUUCAAGGAUGGAAAGUUCAACCAAUCGUAUAUUUAAAUUAAUUUCGUGUUACCAUCAGUUGUUUCUGGACCAUACAGUAAAAUAUGUGACACUUAGAUGGAUGUAUUUUGGCUUUAUAUCAACCCUUUUUUGGAUUUAUAUAUUUACAGUUAAUACUCACUACGUGAUUGCUUAUAUGUACGCUGUUUUUCUUCUAAACCUCCUCUUGAGAUUCAUCACACCCUUGAGCUUUGACGACCUAUGUGCGGCACAGGAAGACGCCAAUGGCGGAACUAUCCUACCCUGUUCAGAGAAUGACGCAAAAAAAUCCGGAGUUGCAACUAGAAACAAUGCAAAAUCGAAGGACAAUGUCUACGAGUUCAAGCCGUUCCUGCGUCAAAUGAACGAAUUCACCUUCUGGCUAUCAGCCACCAGAAUAACAUACAUUGCACUCUGUUCACUCUUCUUUGAGUUUUUGGAUCUGCCAGUGUUUUGGCCACUGCUAGUCUUGUACUUUGCUCUCCUCUUCACAACAACAAUGAAUCAACAAAUCAGAAACAUGAUAAAAUACAAGUAUGUACCGUUCAACUUUUCAAAAAGAACGUAUGGAAGUGUAAGCCGAUCGUAAACAAUUUCACAACUAUCGUAAAUUCAUUGUAACACCUUUCUUGUCA
Molecule: messenger RNA, 712 nt
Organism: Theileria equi strain WA
Lineage: Eukaryota; Apicomplexa; Aconoidasida; Piroplasmida; Theileriidae
Exons: 2
Coding region: 1-666 (221 amino acids)
Biological process (GO): retrograde vesicle-mediated transport, Golgi to endoplasmic reticulum; protein retention in ER lumen
Cellular component (GO): Golgi membrane
Source: RefSeq, a predicted model, not a curated record